This is a messenger RNA of Brachypodium distachyon (stiff brome), 417 nucleotides long. RefSeq names its product histidine-containing phosphotransfer protein 1. The transcript has 5 exons. Gene Ontology annotation, biological process: phosphorylation; phosphorelay signal transduction system; cytokinin-activated signaling pathway. Lineage: Eukaryota; Viridiplantae; Streptophyta; Magnoliopsida; Poales; Poaceae. Gene Ontology annotation, molecular function: protein histidine kinase binding; histidine phosphotransfer kinase activity. The record is from RefSeq and is a predicted model, not a curated record. Gene Ontology annotation, cellular component: nucleus; cytoplasm. The coding region runs from base 1 to 417 and encodes 138 amino acids.
AUGGAUGCCACGCAACAGCUCAAUGCCCUCAUGGAAAAUAUGUUCAGCACAGGUUUGCUGGACAAUGAGUUCAACAAUCUCAAGCUGCUCCAGGACUCCAACAACCCUAACGCUGUCAGUGAGGUUAUCAUGAUCUUCUGCGAUGACGGGGAGCAGACCAUUGCUGAGCUCGCAAAGCUUCUGAACCAGCCAUCUGUGGACUAUGAGAGAGUGAGCACUUUUGCGCAUAAGAUCAUGGGGGCCAGUGCAAGCGUCGGCGCUAAGAGAGUGAGGAACACUUGCACUCUGUUAUGUGAUUUCUGUAAGGACAAGAACAAUCAUGGAUGCUUGAAUACACUGGAUUCUGUGUGGAUUGAAUUCGAUAAUCUGCGCAACAAAUUCCACACGAUGAUUCAGAUUGAUCACCUUAUUUGCUAA